CCUCCCUGGUUAUCUCUCGCCUUGACUAUUGUAACUCCCUUCUCAUUGGCCGAUCUCAUCGCAGGCUAUCCCCUCUUCAAAUCAUCCACCUUACAACCGUUCUGUAUCUGCCACCCCUCUCUGCCAAUAUCUCCACUGGCCUCCAUUCAGUGUGCUCCACCCCUCUCUGCCAAUCCCUCCACUGGCCUCCAUUUAGUGUCCUGCACCCCUCUCUGCCAAUCCCUCCACUGGCCUCCAUUCAGUGUCCUCCACCCCUAUCUGCCAAUCCAUCCACUGGCCUCCACUCAGUGUCCUCCACCCCUCUCUGCCAAUCCCUCCACUGACCUCCAUUCAGUGUCCUCCACCCCUCUCUGCCAAUCCAUCCACUGGCCUCCACUCAGUGACCUCCACCCCUCUCUG
This is a messenger RNA of Staurois parvus, 399 nucleotides long. The record is from the annotation of a GenBank genome assembly. NCBI's taxonomy places the organism in Eukaryota, Metazoa, Chordata, Amphibia, Anura, Ranidae.